AUGGAGCCGGGGCUGCUGCGGCCCGCGCCGGUGAGCGAGCUCAUCGUCCUGCACUACAACUACACCGGCAAGCUCCGGGGCGCGCGCUACCAGCCGGGCGCGGGGCUGCGCGCCGACGCCGCCGUGUGCCUGGCCGUGUGCGCGCUCAUCGUGCUGGAGAACCUGGCGGUGCUCUUCGUGCUCGGGCGCCACCCGCGCUUCCACGCGCCCAUGUUCCUGCUCCUGGGCAGCCUCACGUUGUCUGACCUGCUGUCGGGCGCUGCCUAUGCCGCCAACAUCCUGCUGUCCGGGCCGCUCACGCUGCGCCUGUCGCCCGCGCUCUGGUUCGCCAGGGAGGGCGGCGUCUUCGUGGCGCUGGCCGCCUCGGUGCUCAGCCUCCUGGCCAUCGCGCUGGAGCGCAGCCUCACCAUGGCGCGCCGGGGGCCCGCGCCCGCGGCCCGGAGGGGGCGCACGCUGGCGCUGGCGGCCGCCGCCUGGGGCCUGUCGCUGAUCCUCGGGCUGCUGCCGGCGAUGGGCUGGAACUGCCUGGGCCGCCUGGACGCCUGCUCCACCGUCCUGCCGCUCUACGCCAAAGCCUACGUGCUCUUCUGCGUGCUCGCCUUCCUGGGCAUCCUGGCUGCCAUCUGUGCGCUCUACGCACGCAUCUACUGCCAGGUGCGCGCCAACGCGCAGCGCCUGCGAGCUGCCGGCGGCUCCUCCAGGCGGGCGCGCCGCGCGCCGCGCACCCUGGCGCUGCUGCGCACACUCAGCAUCGUGCUCCUGGCCUUCGUGGCGUGCUGGGGCCCCCUCUUCCUGCUGCUCCUGCUGGACGUGGCGUGCCCGGCGCGCGCCUGCCCCGUGCUCCUGCAGGCCGACCCCUUCCUGGGCCUGGCCAUGGCCAACUCCCUUCUGAACCCCAUCAUCUACACGCUCACCAACCGCGACCUGCGCCACGGGCUCCUGCGCCUCGUCUGCUGCGGCCGGCGCCCCCGGGGCCGGAGCUCGGGAGCCUCCCAGCGCUCCGCGAGCGCCGCUGGGGCUUCAGACGGCCUGCACCACUGGCUGCCCCCCAGCCUGGACGGCAGCUCCAGCCGCUCGGAGCGCUCGUUGCCCCAGCGGGACGGGCUGGACAUAAGCCUCUCCACCGGCGCACUCACAGCCCCGGGGACCCUGGUACCUGCACCAGCCGCAGAAUGA
This is a messenger RNA of Pipistrellus nathusii (Nathusius's pipistrelle), 1176 nucleotides long. The record is from the annotation of a GenBank genome assembly. Lineage: Eukaryota; Metazoa; Chordata; Mammalia; Chiroptera; Vespertilionidae.